This is a messenger RNA of Actinia tenebrosa (Australian red waratah sea anemone), 2747 nucleotides long. Its product is annotated as chloride intracellular channel protein 3. Gene Ontology annotation, molecular function: chloride channel activity. Gene Ontology annotation, cellular component: membrane; cytoplasm. The record is from RefSeq and is a predicted model, not a curated record. NCBI's taxonomy places the organism in Eukaryota, Metazoa, Cnidaria, Anthozoa, Actiniaria, Actiniidae. Gene Ontology annotation, biological process: chloride transport.
AGUGGAUUCCUUUUAGCCUUAAUUUCAAAAGAGCAAGAACAGAAAAGAAAAAUUCGAUUGAGUACAAUAGUAAGCCUGACCCCUCCCCUGUUGUCUUGUAAGACACGGUUUAUUGGGUGCGCCUUUGAAACUCGAGUAUUCGACCCAUCACUUCACUGUGAACGGUUACUUCGUGGUUUUAGCGCUACAAACCGCUCUUAAAAUGGCAGAUGAAGAGAACAGUUUUGUACUUUACGUAAAGGCUUCGACACGAGACUCGAAAUCGCUGGGCGCAGAUAUCGUUUGUCACAGAGUGAUGAUGAUGUUAGCGCUGAAAAAUCUCGAAGUUGCUGCGAAAAUAGUACCAAUAGACACCGUAAAGAGAACCAAUGUCACUUUAGACUUCCCUUACAAGAAACUGCCUACCGUUACUUUGGAAUACGAGGGGAAAUACACUUUUAAAGACGAGCCUUUGGAGAUUGAAGACGCUUUUGAGAAGACAUUUGAACCUUCUCUUAAAGUCGAUAGUAAAGACAUCAAUACUUUCGUCAAUGUUGGAGCUGGUAGCACAUUUUACCAUAAAUUUAACCAAUUCAUCAAGAACCAAGAUCACUCUGCUGACCCGAUUUUAGGCGAGCAUCUCGCUACCGAGCUCAAAAAAGUAAACAGCUUUCUUCUCUCRGAAAAGAUGCCGAAGAACGAAAAUGGCGAGAAAGAACUGCUUGGAGGGUCCCACCCGAAGAUCCCUGACUGCUAUCUUCUCCCCAAGCUUCACUACACGUAUGUGGCUCUUGCCUACGUGAAGGAGUUGAAGUUAGAUAGUCUUCAAGGGAUAGAAGCGUAUCUAGAGUACGGAAGGAAGCAUCCUGCAUUUGCCAACACUUGUCCUGCAAAGGUUGACAUAGUGGAUUUUUAUUGUAGGCAAGCCAACAUGUCAGCGAAGAAAAACGCUGAAAUUCUUCGUAAAGUGGAAAAAGAAGAAGCAUAGAAGACUUUUACUAUCAUAUCACACUAAUAACUACUUCGAUCGGACAACAAUCCUAAUACGAUUUCAUCUAAAAAAAACUUAAAGGUAUGGAAUAUUCCAAAAACAUUCUCCUUAAAAAAAAUCAAUAAAGCCUUACUUUAAAAAACUAUUAUGCAAUGAGGACAUUUGAACCAACUCAAGUUUUUUGUCACUUUAUAUGAUUUAUAUUGAUCCGUCAGUGUAUUUGAACACAGUGCUUCAAUAUAGACCAGUAGAAAUAAGUUAGGACAAUUAUGACCUUAAACAAACUCAAAAGUUUUCACAGUUCGGGUGUCCUCAGUGUUAAUAUAGUUCUGCAUGCUUAUCAAAGAAAUGAUCAAGUUGGUCAAACUUUAUGCGGUACAUAUUGAAUGAUUUUUCUAUGUAAGAGCAUCAUGAUCUUUAAUACGUACUGGUAAUUGUGAAAUAAUUGGUAUAGAUUUAGAAUAAAACAUACAUGCUGAUGUAUGCGGUUGGAAUAAUUUAUAAGCUGGCAUGAAUUUUACACUUAAAUUAUCUCAGAAGAUUUUCUGUAAAAAAAAAGAAUAGCAUAUUGGGAUCCAUUGCAAUUAUCUAAUCAAUUAGGACACUACUAGUUUGAUUAUGUGCAUUGGUCACAGCAAUAGGACAUUAAUUUGCAUGAUGGUGUCAUUGACCUUUACUACCAGACUCUCUUAACUUGCACAUGUUCUUUUAUUCAGUUAUUCAGUACCCAUAAUCUUACUAUUCUCAUGAGGGAAUCCAAAUUUAAAUAAGAAAGAAAAUUCACGAAGCAUCUUGGUAGUCAGUCAAAUGACGCCAUCAUACAAACAUCCUAUUAACUUAAAAAUAUCUCGUUCUGGGUGACAUGUUCUAGCAAACAAUGAUAUUGCAUUCCAAAAGUAAGUUCACUUGUUUAAAGUAAACAAAUCAUUUUCUUACAAGAGGGUUGAGCAAACAUUUUCUAGGCAGUUUAAUGCUAAAUUCCAAUUUGAUCUGUGAGUUAACCAUUUAUAUGCCACAGCUUAGAUUAGCUCAGAGGAUGCUUUAGGGCUCAUCAAGAAAACUUGCAUUUGUUUACUUAAUGUGUGAACACACUAACCAGGACCACUUGAAUAAAACUGACCAAUCAAAUAACAGUAAACUAGACAGAUAUUGAACUGAUAACAGUGUUAGCCAAUCAUAUUAUCACGUUCUCACGCUCUUUUAAUAUCGAUGCGCUAUCUGAGUGGCUGGUUAAACAAUAUUGAACUAAAUGUCGCAAUUUGAUUGGUUAUUGAUACUAGUUUAUCAAAGUGGUCCCGGUUUGAGUAUCCACACAGUAAACAAAUGAUGAACAAAUUGCUAAUAUGUCCAUUUUUCAGUCUCGCUGAUCAAUGCUGUAAUUUGUAGUCCUAUACCAAUAGCUAAUAUGUAUAAGGUAUAAACCACUAAUGUAUUCAUAGAGUGCAAACAAUUAAUCCGUGAAUAGUACAAGAUAGUGCUAAUUAAACAAUAGAAAACAAUGGAAUUUGCAUGAAAUUGUGCCAUUUAGUAUUACUGAAGUUUCACGUUUAUAUUGUUUUCACUCUAUUAUAUUUGCUUUAUAACUUGGAUUGUAAUAUGAAAAUCUGUGAAUACUACUUUAUGGUCCAAAAAUCCAUACUUUCUUAUAGAAAAGAAUGAUUGAUCUAAUAUAUUAACGGCAGAAAUUAUGGCAUUUACUUCAGUAAAACUAAUUACCCUCAUAGCAAUGUUCUUGUAUUGCUACCAAAAAAUGUGAUCAGUUUAAUGAAAUUAAUAA